This is a messenger RNA of Elephantulus edwardii (Cape elephant shrew), 2071 nucleotides long. RefSeq names its product zinc finger and BTB domain containing 7B (gene ZBTB7B). NCBI's taxonomy places the organism in Eukaryota, Metazoa, Chordata, Mammalia, Macroscelidea, Macroscelididae. The record is from RefSeq and is a predicted model, not a curated record. The coding region runs from base 138 to 1757 and encodes 539 amino acids. The transcript is spliced from 4 exons. Gene Ontology annotation, biological process: regulation of transcription by RNA polymerase II; positive regulation of gene expression. Gene Ontology annotation, molecular function: DNA-binding transcription factor activity, RNA polymerase II-specific; RNA polymerase II cis-regulatory region sequence-specific DNA binding; protein binding.
AGCAGGAGGACAGGUGAGACAGCAGGACAGGACCGGAGCAGGGCCCCAAGCCCCCGGGCCUGGCGGGGUACGCAUUUUUCUUCACCCCGGGUGCCUCAGCAGCUACAUCCAGCGGACCCGACGGCCGAGAGGAGAAGAUGGGGAGCCCUGAGGAUGACCUAAUUGGGAUUCCGUUCCCAGACCACAGCAGUGAGCUCCUGAGCUGCCUCAAUGAGCAACGCCAGCUGGGCCACCUCUGCGACCUCACCAUCCGGACGCAGGGGCUCGAGUACCGCACUCACCGGGCUGUGCUGGCUGCCUGCAGUCACUACUUUAAGAAGCUCUUCACAGAGGGUGGUGGUGGGAUGGGCAUGGGGCCUGGAGGUGGUGGGGGGGCCACAGGUGGAGCCGGGGCUGGUGUGUGUGAACUGGACUUUGUGGGGCCAGAGGCUCUGGGUGCCCUGCUCGAGUUUGCCUACACAGCCACGCUGACCACCAGCAGCGCCAACAUGCCAGCUGUGCUCCAGGCUGCCCGGCUGCUGGAAAUCCCGUGUGUCAUCGCUGCCUGUGUGGAGAUUCUGCAGGGCAGUGGACUAGAAGCUCCCAGCCCUGAUGAGGACGACUGUGAGCGGGCCCGCCAGUACCUGGAGGCCUUUGCCACAGCCACAGCCUCCGGAGUGCCCAAUGGUGAGGACAGCCCACCGCAGGCACCCCUUCCGCCACCACCACCACCACCACCUCGGCCUGUUGCCCGCCGCAGCCGCAAGCCCCGAAAAGCUUUCCUGCAGACCAAGGGGGCUCGGGCAAACCACCUGACACCUGAGGUGCCAGCCAUGCCCACUCACCCCAUAACCUUCGAGGACGAAGAGGCAGUGGGCAGAGUAGGCAGCAGUGGUGGCAGUGGGCUAGGGGACAGCUACAGCCCUCCUGCAGGGACUGCCUCACCCUCUGAGGGGCCCAUGAGCUACGAGGGCUAUGAGGGUGAGGAAGAAGAGGAGGAACUGGUAUAUCCCCCCAACUAUGGGCUUUCACAGGGUGGCGGGCCCCCGCUGUCCCCAGAGGAGCUGGGCUCGGAUGAGGAUGCUAUCGAUCCUGACCUGAUGGCAUACCUAAGCUCCUUGCACCAGGAUGCCCUGACGCCAGGCCUGGACUGCCAGGACAAACUGGUGCGAAAGCGCCGCUCACAGAUGCCACAGGAGUGCCCGGUCUGCCACAAGAUCAUCCAUGGGGCCGGCAAACUGCCUCGUCACAUGAGGACCCACACGGGCGAGAAGCCCUUUGCCUGUGAAGUCUGCGGCGUCCGCUUCACCCGGAACGACAAGCUGAAGAUCCACAUGCGGAAGCACACAGGAGAGCGCCCCUACUCCUGCCCGCACUGCCCAGCCCGCUUCCUGCACAGCUACGACCUCAAGAACCACAUGCACCUGCACACAGGCGACCGGCCCUACGAGUGCCACCUGUGCCACAAGGCUUUUGCCAAGGAGGACCACCUGCAGCGCCAUCUCAAGGGCCAGAACUGUCUGGAGGUGCGCACACGGCGGCGCCGCAAGGAUGAUGCGCCACCCCACUACCCACCACCCUCUACUGCCACGCUGUCCCCUGCUGGGCUCGAUCUCUCCAACGGCCACCUGGACACCUACCGCCUCUCCCUGGCUCGAUUCUGGGAGCAGUCAGCCCCCACUGGGCCCCCAGUCUCCACUCCAGUGCCCCCUGAUGAGGACGACGAGGAGGGGACACCCAACACGCCUCAAGCUGAGGGAGCCAUGGAGUCCUCUUAAAGAGGGACAGGUGGCCUGGAUGGAGCAGCACAAGGCCGGGGACACCCAUGCCAAGCGAUGGGAGCAAGCAGGACAGACAGAGCUGGGGCCAGAGGCGCUGGGCCUUGCUGGCAUUGGAAUCCCUCCUUCCCCACCGGCGAGCCCUCAUUCCAGUUCCAAGCUGAGGUUUUGGGGCAAAGGCUCACCAGAUUGGGGUGGUCUCCAAGGAGUCAUACAUACGAUAUGUAUAUAUUUACAGCUCUUUUGUAAAGGUGGGGUUCUUGUCCCAGCUGCUCCUGGGGAGUAGAAGCAAUAAUGUAUUUCUGAUUCAUGGG